Molecule: messenger RNA, 919 nt
Organism: Oncorhynchus mykiss (rainbow trout)
Lineage: Eukaryota; Metazoa; Chordata; Actinopteri; Salmoniformes; Salmonidae
Source: RefSeq, a predicted model, not a curated record
AUGCAGCAACACUCGUCAUCCAACCUGACAACGCUUGGGAAGAUAUGUAGAGAAGAGUGGGAGAAACUCCCCAAAUACAGGUUGAACAAUGUCCAUUUUCAUUUCAAAUUGACAUCUGAUUACAUUCACAUUUUGGCAGACCUGAUUCAGACUGAAGAUGCUCCUCAACCAAUACCAGUGACUACUCGUCUAUUUGGAGACAAUAUAUCUUUGCCAUGUCCUAAAGCAGAAUCUCAACAAUUGCUGUACUGGUACAGACAAACUGUUGGCCAACUGCCCCAUCUUGUCGCAUCUGUAUCCUAUGCAUCAGAACCUGUACUUAAUGGAGAGUUUAAGAACCCACGUUUCAAAGUGGAGACAUCUGAAUAUGUGUAUAAUCUCAUUAUCAGAAAUAUCAGCACAUUAGAUGAGGCAACAUACUUUUGUGGAAUUGGGACAAUGUAUGGGAUGGACUAUGGACAUGCAACAUUUUUGGCUGUGAAGGGACACAAUCACCCUACAUUGGUGCAGCAACCAGUUUCUGAUCCAGUCCAUCCAGGAGACUCUGUGACUCUACAGUGUACAGUACUCUCUCAGACCUGUACAGGAGAACACAGUGUGUACUGGUUCAGAGCCGGAUCAGGAGAAUCCCAGCCUGGAGUCAUUUACACCCCUGGGAACUUGAGUGAUGCGUGUAAGAAGAACCCUGAGACUCCCUCUCCUACACAGAGCUGUGUCUACAGCCUCUCCAAGAACAACCUCAGUCUCUCUGAUGCUGGGACUUACUACUGUGCUGUGGCCACAUGUGGGGAGAUCCUGUUUGGCAACGGAACAAACCUAAAUAUUGGUAAGUAAUGAAUAUUAUGUGUUAUAAUGUUGAAAAUACAGAAGAAAGUUUAGUCAUAUUAAAAGUGGUGCAUGUACAUUGAGUGUUCAAAAC